Molecule: messenger RNA, 1014 nt
Organism: Fonsecaea multimorphosa CBS 102226
Lineage: Eukaryota; Fungi; Ascomycota; Eurotiomycetes; Chaetothyriales; Herpotrichiellaceae
Exons: 2
Coding region: 1-1014 (337 amino acids)
Source: RefSeq, a predicted model, not a curated record
AUGAUGUACAAAUUGCGCUCCUUUUGGACCCAGUCCUUCGGGCUGCCCACGCCGUCACUCACGGAGAAGAACCUCCCCGAUCAAACGGGCAAAGUCUACCUCAUCACCGGGAGCAACACCGGGGUUGGCUAUCAAGUGGCCCAGAUCCUCUACUCGCGCAAUGCCAAGGUCUACGUGGCGGCGCGCACCGAAUCCAAGGCUCUCGCGGCCAUCGAGUCCAUCAAGAAACAACAUCCCAAGUCUCAGGGGAAACUCGAAUACCUCUACCUGAACCUGUCCGACCUGAGCACCAUCAAAGCCAGCGCCGAGGACUUUUUGUCCCGCGAAGACAAGCUGCACUGGCUGGACAACAAUGCUGGCGUCAUGAUACCCCCCCUGGGUUCCAAGGGCGCCCAGGGCAUGGAUCUGACGUACCAAACUAACAUCCUGGGCCCGUUUCUAUUCACCAAACUCCUCCUGCCCAUACUCAAGCGCACGGCCGAGGACGAGCCAAGAGGCACCGUGAGGGUCAGUUGGGCGGGCAGCCUCGCGGUGGUGCUGCAGAGUCCCAAGGGCGGUGUGGCGUGGAAGAAAGGUCCCGACGGGGAAGAGACGCUGGAUGACAAGAACAGCAACAGCUUCACGUACGGUGUCAGCAAGGCGGCGAAUUAUUUCUUUGGCACCGAGUUUGGGAAACGCUAUGGUGUCAAGGAUGGAGUUCUCCACAAUUGUUACAACCCGGGCAACCUCUCGUCGGACCUCCAACGCCACGCCAACGACCAAUGGCCCAGCUGGGCCCGCUGGAUCCUACACACUCUGCUCCUCUACCCGUCCAUCUACGGCGCCUACACCGAGAUCUACGCGGGCCUGUCGCCGGACCUGACGCUGGAGAAGGAUCAAGGCGCCUACAUCAUCCCCUGGGGUCGGAAGGGCCAUGUCCGCCCGGAUCUGCACGCCGAGGCCGUCACCAAGGACAAGGGGGAGGCGAGCAAGCUGUUCGACUGGUGUGACCUGGUCACUAGGGAGUAUGCAUAG